Kalmanozyma brasiliensis GHG001 is the source of this 3801-nucleotide messenger RNA. RefSeq lists its product as uncharacterized. The transcript has a single exon. The coding region runs from base 1 to 3801 and encodes 1266 amino acids. The record is from RefSeq and is a predicted model, not a curated record. Lineage: Eukaryota; Fungi; Basidiomycota; Ustilaginomycetes; Ustilaginales.
AUGUCAGACACGGAAGAUCACAACGAAACAAUACAGGCUGAGCAGCCCUCGCACCAGGAUGUCGACGCUGACGGCGGAGACCAGCUAGAGACGGCUUCGGCUGUCGGUGAGGUUUCCGCUGACGAUGUUGUUGCAGACAGCGAUCGAACAUCCUCCGAGAAGGAAGGCGGAGAGAUCGAUGCGGAUGAGGAGAUCCCCGAUGACCAAGGCGAUCUCGAUGAUAUGGUCAAAGAACAGCAAGAUGUCGACCUCGAGCCUGCCACGAGUCUGACGCCGUCCAAAGCUUCUGCUCCUACAACCCCUUCUGCUGGAGCAACACGUGCUGCUGGCGCUACCAAAGCAGGCACUACAGCCCCAACCGCAGCUGGCAGGGUCGUCGCGGGUGCUCGGCCAUCCGUCACCGGCGCGACUGCCUCAAGAACAGGCUCCACGACUACCACCGCCGGAGCUGCUCGUACUGGCGUCGCGGGCCGUCCCAGCAUCGCCGGCACAACUGCUGCAGCAAGAGCAGGCACUGCCACAGCUCGUCCGGGCGUAGCUGGCCGAGCAAGCUUGGCUUCGGGUGCUGCGGCCCCUGGCACCGCAGCUGCACGCACGACCACAGCCUCCGCUCGACCCUCCGCCGCAGGCACAGCUAGCACGGCAGCUCGGCCUGCAGUUGCCGGCACAGCAUCGACAACAGCAGCAAGGCGCGUAUCCACCGUGCCCUCAUCGCCUGCUCGCGCCACCGCGGGCGCUGCAGGCACAGCAGCGGUACGUCGCCCUGCCGGUACGGCUACAGCUGCUGCAACCGGAGCGACCACCACCGCAGCGGUGCGAAGGCCGGUCGGGGCUCCCACAGCUGCAACGCCUGCUACCACAGCCGCUCGCCGACCUCCUGUCUCUUCAGCCGCGGGCACCGUAGUCAAGAAGGCACCUGUUGCUGGCUCCACCACCUCAUCCAGCGGAGCGCCCACGACAGCCACUGCUCGACGCGCAUCCAUCACCAGCAAUGGCACGAGCGCUGCUGGCACCGCAGCCCGUCCUACAUCGGCCGCACGGGCUUCCUUGGCUCCCGCAGCGAGAGCAGGCACUGUAUCGACAACUGCUGCCACCGCUGCCGCCCGGAAGAGCCUUGCUCCCGUUGGAGCUGGCACCACCGCCGCCGUCAAGGAUCUGCAAGUUAAGGUGGCCAAACUCGAGACCGAGCUUUCUGAGCAAAAUGACCAAUUGGAGCAGCUCAAGGCCGAUCUCGAGACCAAGGAGGAGGAACUUCAGUCCAAGACCGUCAGUCUCUGCGCAGCCGAAGCCAGACUGGCUGAAGCAAAAGAAGCUGCUGAUGCGCCAGCCCAAGAGCAAACCGCAUCUUCCUCCGAACAGAUCGAAGCUCUGAAAUUGGAGGUAGAGCGCCUCAAGACCGAGCUCGGCUCCUCCGAUGGCCAGCGCGCAGACCAAGCAUCGCAACACGAUGCCAUACUCAGUCAGAAAGAAGAGGCCAUCGUCGCUGCGCAGAGCAAAAUCGAAGAGCUCGAAUCAGAGUUGACGGAGGCGCGAGCGGCGCAUGAGGAUGCUGCCGCUGCCCGAGAUGCUAGUGCCAAAGAACAGGGUGCAAGCCAGGCGGCAGCUCUCGCAGAUCUUCAAGCGAAGGUCGAAGCCAGCUCCAAAGAGAUCGAAGAGCAUCAGAGCAGCGCCAAACGAGCUCACGACGAAGCCGAGGCUGCCCGGAAAAGCGUUGCUGACUUGGAACAACGUGUUCAGCAGCUCACAAUCGAUCACGAACAGAAGGUCAACGCCAGCGGCGAGCAGACUUCCAAGCAGCUCGAGGAACAGCGUCAAGCACACGAAGCUGCGGCUACAGAGGCCAGCGAGAAGGUCGCAACGUUGCAAUCUCAGAAUCGAGAGCUGCGAGACGAGCUCGAAGCCUUGAAGUCACAGCUAUCUGAUUCUCACGACGAGAUCAAAAAGGCCAGCGCCGCCGGCGAGCAGGGUGCAUCCAACCUUGCGGAGAAGGAUGCGGAGCUGGUCGCGCUCAGAAAGAGCCAUGAAGAUCUGCAGAAAAAGCUGGCUGAUCUCUCUGCAGUCCAGGAAAGGAACGCGGAGCUGGAAGAGCAGGCGGCGAAGCUGCCUGAGCUUGAACAGCGCAACAGCGACUUGCAGGGCGAGAUUGAGUCCAACUCUUCGGCGUUCGAGACAAGACUCGCCGAGGCCGUCGCUGCUGCCGAGGUUGCGGCACAUGCAAAGGCGCAGACCACGCACAAAGAGGAGCGAUCUUCUGCAGAGUCGCAACACAGUCAAGCACUCGCCCAAGCCGUGGAGCAGGCUCGAACGGAAGCCGAGCAGAAGCAUAUAGCUAUGAUCGAAGACGCUGUCAACCAGGCUCGUCGCGAGCUGUCAGCCGAGCACGCAAAGGUACUCGAACGCGCGCUCGAGGCAGCCAAUGCCAAGCAUGCGGAGCAGAAGGCGAGCGAUGUCGACGCAGCUCGACGCGACGCUGAGGAGCAGCUGCGAGCUGCCCUGCAGAAGGAGCACGAGGCAGCUCUCGAAGAGGCGCAAGCCGCUACCACCUCUCGCCACGGUGAGGAGCUCUCGACGCUCGCUGCAGCGCACGAGGCGACCCUCGCCGAAGCUCGCGACGGUCAUGCGUCGGAACUCUCCUCCAGCAAAGAGGCAGCUGAGGCACGGAUCAAGGAAGUGCAGCAGACCUUGGACGAGGUCAAGGCGGAGCUGGCCGCUCAGGAAGCUAAGUACGCUGCCCAGGUCGCCGAGGUCAAGGCCGAGCACGACCAAAAGGUGAUGGCCGCUUUCGAAAAGGCACGGGCCGAAGCAGGCGACAAUCACUCGACAGAUCUUCAGGGUCUCAAGGAGCAGUCCGCCAAGACGGCCGAACAGAUGCGCAAGUCGCACGCCGACGAGCUCGAAGCUGUACAGGCCGCUCACGCUGCCGCCCUGUCUGAAGCGGACGAUCGCCACAGUAGCGAGCUCAAACGUGUUCAGACGGACCUCACUGCAGCACAGGCUGACCUCAAGAAGAUCAAGGACACGGUUGCGCAGCUGCAACGCGAGAAGGAAGCCGGCGACUCACGCAUCCAGUCGCUCGAGGCGGAGCUGGCUUCCGCUUCCGACCGAGUCAAGCAAGCCGUCUCUGACUCAGCGGCUGCCAGCUCGACCGAGACCUCUACGCUGCGAACGCAGAUCGAGCAACUGGAGCAGGAGCUUGCCGACGUCCGCACCGCGCACAACCAGUCUCAGACCGCGUUCGUUGAGCAAUUCGAGGCGAUCUCCACCCAGCAUGAAGCCGACAAAAAGGCUCUUAUCGAGAAGCACAUUGACGAAGUGGGCCAGCUGACUGCGCAGCACGAGCAAGCGCUGGUGCCGCUCCGCGAGCAGCACUACCAGGAGCUGGAGAAGUCCAUGGAACUGGCGGACAAGCUGACGGAAGCACAACGCGCUCACGAAGCCCUUACGGCCGAGCUGGCGCUGAUGACGACCAAAGCUGCCUCCGCCGCAGCUGCGCCAACCAGUGCAGCGAGCCUGCUCGAGGCGCAAGGCAAGGAGAAUCAGGAGAUGAGCGAUCUGGAGCGUCUUCACGCUGCGCACACGGAGAAGGUCGCUCUCCUCUCCAAUCAGCACCACGAGCAGCUGGAGAAGAUGCUUGCUGAACGCCGGGCUGAGCGGGAAGAACUCGACACCGUCAAGCGCGACCUAUCGAACGCUAAGCGCGAAGUGGCCCUCCUCGCCGGCAACGCGGAGGACGUCGAGACGCUCAAAGCAGAGAUUACGCAGCUCGAGGAAAGACUCAACAAGGCCCUUUCCACGCACUGA